AUGGCGUCGCGUUUAGCCUUGCACGAAGAGAUGACAUGUACACAAAUGUCGAGGAGUUAUACCAUAUUGUAUCUGGGCCUGUUUCUGCGGCCCAACACCUUUUUGCAUAGCAUGACGCAGGCAGAUUGUCGACUUUUCCCAAUGCAACAGGAGGAGCGACCGCGUCUGGAGCACGGCCGUUACGUAUACCGGUUCCUGAGGAGUCCAAUGUGCGAGUACAUGAAGAGCUUCAUUGCUAAGUUACUCCAACUGCCACGACGUGAUCUGAUGAAUUCUGUACUAGAAAAUUUCACCAUUCUCCAGUGGAACGCGAAAUCGCUCUCAUCUUCUCCAAUCGACACUCGGCAACACCAAUCAAUAUGCUUACAAUUGAGACUGUCCAGUCGCUUAGGAAUCAAGGCUAUUCUGGUUCCAGAGUCUACAAAUCUCAUUACAGAAGACCACAGGGCGUUUGCCAACCACUUUCCCGAUUUCCUAUUGUGA
Protopolystoma xenopodis is the source of this 483-nucleotide messenger RNA. The record is from the annotation of a GenBank genome assembly. NCBI's taxonomy places the organism in Eukaryota, Metazoa, Platyhelminthes, Monogenea, Polystomatidea, Polystomatidae.